AUGAAAAGACCACGCCAAGGAGGAGACCACGCCAAGGAGGAGACCACGCUAAGGAGGAGACCACGCCAAGGAGGAGACCACGCCGAGGAGGAGACCACGCCAAGGAGGAGACCACGCCAAGAAAGAGACCACGCCAAGGAGGAGACCACGCCAAGGAGGAGACCACGCCAAGAGAGAGACCACGCCAAGGAGGAGACCACGCCAAGGAUUAGACCACACCAAGGAGGAGACCGCGCCAAGGAGGGACCAAUCCAAGGAGGAGACAAAGCCCAGGAGGAGACCACCCAAGUAAGGAGACCUUGCCAGCAGGAGACCACGCCAAGGAGAAGAUCACGCCAAGGAGGACACCACACUAAGGAGAAGACCAAGCCAAGGAGAAGACCACGCCAAGGAGAGGACCGAGCCAGUGGAGAGACACGCCGAAGGGACCACCACACCAGCUAG
Molecule: messenger RNA, 444 nt
Organism: Hyalella azteca
Lineage: Eukaryota; Metazoa; Arthropoda; Malacostraca; Amphipoda; Hyalellidae
Product: PC4 and SFRS1-interacting protein-like
Exons: 1
Coding region: 1-444 (147 amino acids)
Source: RefSeq, a predicted model, not a curated record